Messenger RNA from Scatophagus argus, 2255 nucleotides. RefSeq names its product cerebellin 2b precursor (gene cbln2b). The transcript has 4 exons. The coding region runs from base 815 to 1420 and encodes 201 amino acids. The record is from RefSeq and is a predicted model, not a curated record. Lineage: Eukaryota; Metazoa; Chordata; Actinopteri; Scatophagidae. Gene Ontology annotation, molecular function: protein binding.
AUCCCUUUUAUUCCUUGAUUUCUUUUUUUUUUGUCUUUGACUGCUUUAAGUAGUUGCAGAUAUAUUGCAGACGGGAAAUCCGCCACUGGAUGGCGCACAAGUAUCUUUGUUGGACUCAGGAAAAGACUAGUUUAAGACUCAAAUUAGUUACAUAUACUGUACAUGCAUGCUGAACGUGCCAUACAACAGCAAGGUUAACCGAUGCAGCCCCUUUCAUUUCGGAUUAAUCAGGGAGAGACAUGAGAAACUCACAGCAUAUAAAUGGCAGACACUGAGAGCAAGUGAUAUCUGCCGUCCCGAGGGACCUCUGAGCGCACAACAUUGAACUAAUUAAUAUGUAAACAAAGCCAUUAAGUCCACGCAUGUGCUCCUGAUUAUGGGAUACUUCGGAGGAGUCUUGUUGCAGGGGCUACAUACAAAGAAUGGGCGUGAGUUGUCCCUCGAAAGGGAGCCCAGAGACUCUUGUUUUUUCAGCACCAGCGAUCCGAGCGCUCAGUUCACAGUCUGCGAGAGACAGAACGAGCAUAGCAGCGGGAUGGAGAGCACAGGAUUUACAGUAACAGUUGUCUGAACACACUCCCAACAUCAACUAAGACGCACACGAGGGAGGGGAGUCACAGCCGGAGAGGGUCUGAGUGCGUCUGUGUGUCAGAGGGUAUUUGAGAGAGUGAGGGAGCAUCGCAGAUUGAGGAAGAGAGAGAGAGAGAGAGAGGGAAGAGGGAACGGAGUAAGUCUGGACCAGGUGAUCGAGUACUAACAAACCUCCAAGGGGCUGCCGGGUUGUAUCAGUGUACACGGGAUCAGCGAUCCGACCAUGGUGCCCGCGCGCUGUCCGGGACCCUGCGCCAUGCUGGCUCUGACCCUCCUCUUGGGAUGCGGCGUGGCUUUCUGCCUCGGCCAGAACGACACAGAGCCCAUCGUGCUCGAAGGAAAGUGUCUUGUGGUGUGCGACUCGAACCCUUCUUCGGACGGAGGGGUCACCUCCUCGCUUGGCAUAUCAGUCCGCUCCGCUGGGGCAAAGGUGGCUUUUUCCGCCGUGCGUGGGACCAACCAUGAGCCGUCAGAGAUGAGCAACACGUCUAUGACCAUCUAUUUUGACCAGGUUUUAGUGAACAUCGGCAACCAUUUCGAUCUCAAAGCAAGUGUUUUCCAGGCUCCGAGGAGGGGGAUAUAUAGUUUCAGCUUUCAUGUGGUGAAGGUCUACAACAGACAAACCAUACAGGUGAACCUGAUGCAGAAUGAUUAUCCGGUUAUAUCAGCAUUCGCCGGUGACCAGGACGUUACGAGAGAGGCGGCCAGCAACGGAGUACUGCUGAUGGUUGAGCGGGAGGACCGGGUCUAUCUGAAGCUGGAACGGGGCACCCUCAUGGGCGGAUGGAAAUACUCCACCUUCUCAGGCUUUCUGGUCUUUCCUCUAUAAUCUAAUCUGCGAUGAUCCACGUCGCACGGGACUCUGGUUAUGUUGAGGAAGAAAAAAAACAUGUCAUUUAUUUUUAACUUAAAUAACUGUCAGCCAAGGAAGCCGACGAAUAUCUGUAUACCUACACUCGUCCACUAUCUAGUCAAAUAUGAACGUUUCCUUGGAGUUUCAUCUAUUCAAAUCCAUCAGUCAACUUUAACGCAAUCUGGAUGAUUAAACGUAUUGAUCGGCCAGUGGCGUGUGCUUGUCGGGUAUGUGGAUUUUUUUCUUGCUUGGAGAACAAACUCUGCCAAAAGACAAACGGGUGUACCUGGGCAAAAUGGACACGGGCGAAGACGAUGAGCGGAAGAACUGAUGUCCUGGACAGGCCGAGUGUGUUAUGCUCUAUUUUAUGUUUGUAUAGCCUUAAAGAAUAUAUGGUUUCCGUCCAAGUGAAUUAGGCUGUAUGGAAUUAUGGACAACCAGAGAAGAAGUGCUUUCACGCCCAAGGCAUUUUUUUGCACGAGUGGAAGUUUAUAUUUUAUGUUUUGUGCUGUCAAUGGUGUUGCGUUUGGAUGCUGAACAUAUUGAAAAUAAGCCAAAUGUAGGCCGCCAACGAGUUUAUUAAAACAGAAAAAAGGCUACAUAUUUCAGCCACCGGAGACGACUUAGAGCCCUUUUAUUAAAAAAGUAAUUAUAUAAUUUAUAAAGUACAUAUUCACAUUAUUGUGUGUUCUACAUUUCGGAAUCUGCGUAGCUUUGACUGAUUUAAUGUUCAGUGACGUUGCUCACCAAAUGUACAUUGUGGAAAUAAUAGAAGAAUCCCUAUAUGUCCCGCUUAAUAAAAGAUAUUGUA